This is a messenger RNA of Thlaspi arvense, 3051 nucleotides long. NCBI's taxonomy places the organism in Eukaryota, Viridiplantae, Streptophyta, Magnoliopsida, Brassicales, Brassicaceae. The record is from the annotation of a GenBank genome assembly.
CAAAAAAACAGAUCGGAAAAUUCGCUAAAAAAGAAGACUCUGAGACUGAGAGACGACCUUCGUGCAUGGGCAACACAACAUUUAUACAAGAAGAAUUUCUCCGAUUGAAGCAACAACGAAGAAUAGUCAUCAUCCUUUGCUCAAUCUAGGGAGAUUCUAAGGUCCAUUUCGGUGAAUGCCAGAUUCGAGGAGAAUCUGUCGUUUUCAGCACAUUGUGUGGAAAAUUAUGAUCGAGCAUCUGAAGAUUUUUGCUAAAUAGAAAGGAAUCAGAAUCUAUGAACGAUCUGAGUUUAAAUCAAGGAAACUCCACGAAAAUCCUCGUGGCUUGGUUUCUCUCUAAUGUGACUCAGAGUUUUGGUAAUGCAUCAAAUGUAAGGCUGGAUACAGUGUUUUAAAAUCACCAGGUGCUUGUAAAGAUGGAAACGAGGCCUGGAGAGAGAGGAUUCUCAAAUGGUGAUGUUUAUUCUGGUCAACUCAAAGGAACACUUCCUAAUGGGAAGGGAAAGUAUGUAUGGUCCGAUGGAAUCAUCUACGAAGGUGAUUGGGAAGAAGGGAAGAUAUCAGGGAAAGGGAAGCUUAUAUGGUCAUCGGGAGCUAAAUACGAAGGUGAUUUCUCUGGAGGAUACCUUCACGGCUUUGGCACCAUGACUUCCCCUGACGGAUCUGUCUACAGUGGAGCAUGGAGGAUGAAUGUGCGGCACGGUCUAGGAAGGAAAGAGUAUUGUAACUCAGAUUCAUACGAUGGCUCGUGGAAAGAAGGAUUACAGGAUGGGAGUGGUAGUUAUACUUGGACUAACGGAAACAGGUUCAUUGGGAACUGGAAAAAGGGUAAAAUGUCUGGGAGAGGGGUUAUGAGCUGGGCAAAUGGUGAUCUCUUCAACGGGUUUUGGUUGAAUGGUCUUAGACAUGGCUCUGGGGUUUAUAAGUAUGCUGAUGGCGGCGGUUUUUACUUCGGGACAUGGUCACGUGGACUAAAAGAUGGGAGUGGAGUGUUUUAUCCUGCUGGGAGUAAACACCCGUCUCUGAAGAAGUGGCAUAGGUCUUUUGGUUACGAUGACACGGGGAAUUUUGUGCUCUCUCAUGAUUCAUCGAUAAACCGUGAGGAGCUACGGGCUUCAAAGGCUGUUUCGCGAAGUCUCUCUGAGAUAACAACAACAAGUGGAGUGGCGAGAAACUCAGGGAGGAUGUCGGAGAGGUUUCUUGAUGAGAAUUGGACUACAAGUGAUCCUCCUAGAGAUUUUAUGCAUCAUGGUCCCUCGUCCAAGUCUGCACGGUCUGUAGACUCUGGUCAAAGCGAGGCACGAGAGAAAGACAAGAACCCUAUCGUUUUUGAAAGGGAGUACAUGCAAGGGGUUUUGAUUAAAGAACGGAUUAUGAGUUCUAUUGACAUGUCACACAGGGCAAGACCUUUGGAUCGUACUAAAGAGAUCACGAUUAGCGCUUGUGUGUCCUUUCUGGGGGAAAAAUGGAACUACUAUCUAAUGCUUAAUCUCCAACUCGGUAUCAGGUAUACUGUUGGAAAAAUCACGCCAGUGCCUCGGCGGGAAGUUCGCGCUUCUGACUUUGGUGAAAGAGCCAGAAUCAUGAUGUUCUUCCCUAGAGGUGGUUCCCAGUAUACGCCUCCACAUAAGUCCAUUGAUUUCGAUUGGAAAGACUAUUGCCCUAUGGUUUUCAGGAAUUUAAGGGAGAUGUUCAAACUAGAUGCUGCAGACUACAUGAUGUCUAUCUGUGGUGAUGAUGGUCUGAGGGAAAUUUCCUCCCCUGGGAAAAGUGGCAGUAUCUUCUACCUUUCUCACGACGACAGAUUUGUGAUAAAGACACUAAAAAGAUCUGAGUUGAAGGUUCUACUCAGAAUGUUGCCUAGGUACUAUGAACAUGUAGGGGACCAUGAAAAUACGCUCAUUACGAAAUUUUUUGGAGUUCACAGAUUAAAACUCAAAUGGGGUAAAAAGGUACGCUUUGUGGUCAUGGGGAAUAUGUUUUGCACAGAGUUGAAGAUUCAUCGCCGGUAUGACCUUAAGGGCUCUACUCAAGGGAGAUUUACGGAAAAGAAUAAAAUCAGAGAAAAGACUACCAUGAAAGAUCUUGAUCUAGCUUAUGAGUUUCAUAUGGACAAGCUGCUGCGAGAGGAGCUCUUUAAGCAAAUUUUGUUAGACUGCUCGUUCUUGGAAUCUCUGCAAAUCAUCGAUUACAGUCUUCUGUUGGGAUUACAUUUUAGAGCUCCCGAUCAACUUAAUGAUAUCCUAGAGCCUCCCAAUGAAAUGUCAGAUCAAGAAAGUGAUAGUGUUGCUUCUGUUGAAGUUGGUGUGCCUCGUGAACCCUCGAUUCCACCAAAAGGACUGUUACUGGUUACUCACGAACCCAAUUCCGUUAAUACCGCCCCGGGUCCUCACAUCAGAGGAAGCACGCUACGAGCAUUCUCCGCCGGCGAGAAAGAAGUUGAUCUCAUUCUACCUGGAACUGCAAGGCUCCGGGUACAGUUAGGAGUGAACAUGCCGGCUCAAGCCCACCAUAAACUCCGUCAAGAGGAGGAAGACGCAGGAAUGGUGGAGCUUUUUGAAGUAUACGACGUGGUUGUGUACAUGGGCAUCAUCGACAUCUUGCAAGAGUACAAUAUGAAGAAGAAAAUGGAACAUACUUGCAAAUCAAUGCAGUAUGAUCCAAUGACGAUUUCAGCCAUCGAGCCUACGCUUUACUCUAAACGGUUCACCGAUUUCCUCCUUAAGGUGUUCCCUGAAAAAGCAUAAAGAGAGAGAGAGAGAGAGAGAGAGCGAGAGAGAUCAACGGACCAUUCCUCGAUCUUCUUACCUUUGGGUCAAAUGGUUCAUGGAUUGACUCGGUGGAUAUUCUUUUCUAAAUACUCGUAAUGUUCUUCGUCCUUAUGUACACUAACAUUUAGGAUUCUUAUAUACUUCAACAAGCUUUCUUGUAUUAUUGUUAUAAAUAGAUCUGUGCCACUCUCUCCAUGAGACUCACCAUUAAGCUAUUGUUAGGUUUGGGUUGAGGAUAGAUUUUGUACUAAUAUUUUCGGAAUAAAAUUAAAAUUCCAAA